AUGGCCGGUAUUUCUAGAUCAGUCAACCUUCUUCUGAGGAGCAGCAGAUCCUCUCUGCUGCGGCCUCGCGCUGUGAACCCGGUUCACCAUGCGCUCUCCAGCGAAAGAUUUGCAGCUCGUACUUUUGCAACAGCCUUCGAGCGAACGAAGCCUCACGUCAACGUCGGUACGAUUGGUCACGUUGAUCACGGAAAGACCACUUUGACUGCUGCUAUCACCAAGCGUCAGGCUGAGAAGGGUCUGGCUAGCUUCCUUGAAUACGGUGCCAUUGACAAGGCUCCCGAGGAACGAAAGCGCGGUAUCACUAUUUCCACUGCUCACAUCGAGUACUCAACCGACACCCGUCACUAUGCCCACGUCGACUGUCCCGGUCACGCCGAUUACAUUAAGAAUAUGAUUACUGGUGCUGCUAACAUGGAUGGCGCCGUUGUCGUUGUUGCCGCUUCUGAUGGUCAAAUGCCCCAGACUCGUGAGCACUUGCUCCUCGCCCGUCAAGUCGGUGUCCAGAAAAUCGUCGUGUUCGUCAAUAAGGUCGAUGCCGUGGAGGACCCUGAGAUGUUGGAGCUUGUCGAGUUGGAAAUGCGUGAACUCUUGACUACCUACGGAUUCGAGGGUGAAGAAACUCCAAUCAUCUUUGGCUCUGCUCUUUGCGCCUUGGAAAGCCGUAAGCCUGAAAUUGGCGAACAGAAGAUUGACGAGCUUAUGAACGCGAUUGAUACCUGGAUCCCAACCCCUCAGCGUGACCUUGACAAGCCUUUCUUGAUGUCCGUCGAGGAAGUUUUCUCCAUCUCCGGACGUGGUACUGUUGCCUCUGGCCGUGUUGAGCGUGGUGUUCUGCGCAAGGAUUCCGAAGUCGAGAUCGUCGGCUACCAGAAGGACCCUAUCAAGACUAAGGUCACUGAUAUUGAGACUUUCAAAAAAUCCUGUGAUGAAUCCCGCGCUGGUGACAACUCCGGUUUGCUUAUCCGUGGUAUCAAGCGUGAGGAUGUCCGACGUGGAAUGGUUAUCGCUGCUCCUGGAACCACCAAGGCUCAUGACAACUUUUUGGUUUCCAUGUAUGUCCUGACUGAGGCUGAAGGUGGUCGCCGUACUGGAUUCGGCGCCAACUAUCGCCCCCAGGCUUUUAUCCGUACUGCUGAUGAGGCUGCCACUCUCAGCUUCCCUGGUGAUGACCAGUCCAAGAUGGUCAUGCCCGGUGACAACGUUGAGAUGAUCUUGAAGACACAUCGCCCCGUCGCUGCCGAGUCUGGUCAGCGUUUCAACAUCCGUGAGGGUGGACGCACUGUCGCCACUGGCCUUAUUACCCGUGUCCUUGACGCCAAGGCUUAA
Messenger RNA from Talaromyces atroroseus, 1329 nucleotides. RefSeq names its product Elongation factor Tu, mitochondrial. The transcript is spliced from 5 exons. The record is from RefSeq and is a predicted model, not a curated record. Gene Ontology annotation, biological process: mitochondrial translational elongation. Gene Ontology annotation, molecular function: GTP binding; translation elongation factor activity; GTPase activity. Gene Ontology annotation, cellular component: mitochondrion. The coding region runs from base 1 to 1329 and encodes 442 amino acids. NCBI's taxonomy places the organism in Eukaryota, Fungi, Ascomycota, Eurotiomycetes, Eurotiales, Trichocomaceae.